AUGUCCUUCAAAAAUAAUAACGAUGGACAUAAUCGGAACUCGAGGCGGUUUUCUAAUUCCUCUUUCAACCCGAUUCCAAAGAAUACUUUAAUCAAUGACAAUGAAUUAACUCAAGGCCCCUUACCUUUUCAGAAAGACCCAGAAGCCCAAAAUGAUAACAACAAUAGUGAUAAUGGUUUAUACAUAUCAGAAACAAAAGUGCAACCAAAAAAAAUGGCCCCCAAUUUGAUAACAGGUUUGAAUAACGGUUACAAUUUCUCCAACAAUUUCAUCAAUUCGCCUGUCGACAACAAUUUGACGGUCUCUUCUCCUUUCAACUUUAACAAGAAUCCAACUCUGAGUUCUGGAAACUUAACAGUGGACACACCUAUUACUUUGGUGAAUAAGGAUAUACUGCGAUUGUUUGGGACUAGACCUGCGGAACCUUCUUCCCUUGCUGAUAACAGUGGUUUACUUGCAACCCAUAUAAAUGGUUUGAGCCUGAAUGAUGACCCUGGUAAUUAUCGUACCCAACCAAACUCUUUCAGUGAAUCGUUUAUUCACACAGCUAAGGUUAACACUUUCAGAAAUGAAGAUAGAUCAUUGGACCAUGAUGAUAACAGAACUGCAGGCGACACCAAGACUCAAAUUAAAGCUAUUCCUCAAGAAGAAAAGACAUAUGAGGAAAAGGAGGAGGCUAACCAAAGCCUUAGCCGGUCAUUCGGUGACAUCAGCACUGCUCAAUGCUCAACAUUAUUAGAAAGAGACUUUCCCGCAGAGAUUCUUCCAUUUGAGUUGUUAGAAAAGAUUGAUGGAAACUAUUAUAUCAAUAAUGAUAAAACAUUGACACUUCCCAAUAAUAAUUACAAUCACUUAUAUGAUAAUCAUGAAAUGUUUGAUGAUGCCGAAAGCACAACCAAGAGAGAUAGCAUGAUCCUACGAGUCAGAACACAAAAUAAUUUAAAAUAUCAUGAAGAGAAUAGGAAAACUGAGAAAGUUGCUGAUAAUGAAGAGGCAAUAGAAGAAAGUGAUUUCGAUGAGGUAGAGGAAACUGGAGAUAGGAAAGCUGGUAGUAAGAAAGGUAAAUCUCGAUUAAGACCACGUACAUAUUCCGAAUCAGAAACCGCAAAUUUUUCAGUAAUUACCGGAGAACGUUUAUAUGAUGAUGGUAAGCACAGACCAUUUUUCAGUUUGCAUAAGAAUCAUGAAAAGUUGCAGGAUGAUUCCAUCCAUUCUACAAGAAACAAUAGUAGCACAAGAGUCAACCUGAAUAAGCAAAAUAAGGAUAAAGAGAUUUAUCGUGGUCUUGAUAUUGAGUCCAAUUCUAAUUUGCAAACACCAUAUAUGAGCAGAGAUAAUUCAAAUAAUGAUAGUGCAAUGCAGAUUCCUUUCAAUAUUACUCUUCAUGGCGGUACAAUUGUCCCAGAUGCCAACUACAAGCCUGUGUUUGAUGCGCGUAAUAAGGCUAAUUAUAACAGAGAUUUUGGUUUGGCUAAGACCCAUCAGAUAUCCACAUCACACCUUGAACUUUUGAAUCCUGGUGCUUCUAAUAAGGUAAAUUACUCCAGUGGGUUGCGUCUUCACCCAAAUGUUGAGAUUUAUCGCAACUAUGAAAGUUUACUUGGCUGUGAAGAUGAAUAUAUCCCUGGUUUGGAUUUCAAGACAAGCAUUGGUCAGUGGUUUGACAAUGAUAAUGAUUACAGAAGAUAUUACAAAUUGCAAUUAAUUGGAAGUUAUGCACAUGACAACAAACCUCAAAUAGUUUUGGAGACCAUUGAAAGUAUAAAAAGCGUUAGAAGUUUUGAUAAUCAAGAUGAGUUGACAUUGGAUGUGCCAAAUCACGAUGAUGAUCCCACAUUGACAGAAGCACCUCACGAUUAUACGUAUAAAGAAAUCGUUGAAUCUAAAGACAAUGUUUCCUCAACUGAAAAUAAAUCUUUAGUCUCCAAGAAAAAUGAUGAGCGCUUCACUCAGUCAUAUAAACGACAUGUGAAUCAAAAUUUAAAAAACUACAAAAAAAAUAUCUUAAACUUUAAUGAUUAUGAUUAUAAUAAUUUGUAUGGUGGCCAUAAAAAAUUCAAUGAGAUCCCAAACUUUAUCCUUGAUAGGAAGAACAAGGCUAAGAAUGGAGAGACUGUCGAGACCUCAAAGGAAAACCAGAAGAAGUCACCGGUGCUUGAUGGUUUGAAUGAGAAAAGCUCUCCUAAAACUCCUAACAGUACUGACUCGUCUAACAUCAACACUCCUACAAGAUCUAGGUUUGGACUAGAUACAAUUAUUUUAGAUUCUCCGAGAACUCUAUCUAAUAAUGCCAUCUUGAGAUCAAAUGGUUAUGCUGGUAUACUGUCCGUCCCGAAGCCUAUUUCUGGAACGAAAAGCCCUUCAGCCCCAAGGAAUAGUGUGAAAUUUGAAUUUGGUACAGUUAUCGAAAACAGUAGCACUUCCGAAGCUUCAUCAGUUAUGUCCUCGCCUAUAGCUAUAAAUGAUAUAGCCAGGGCUCGCCAACUAAAUACUGAAAAAGAUUUCAGUCAAACUAUCGAGCGACACGAUCUUGAAAAAAAAAACGAGCCCCUGUCUUUAUCAUCCCAAAUUAAAGAGGUCCCUGAGGCCGAAGUUGAUUCCAAAGAUUCUGCUAGUCUUGCUUCACCAAUUAUUGAGCAAAAGAAACCUGAAGAAGCUAAGAAAGUUGAUUAUGAGAAGUUGAUCGAUAAACUACCUGACGAUUUCCUUGAAUUGCGUUUUUCUGAAAGACGAAAGAUUCUUUUGAACAUUUUGCCUCCAAAUGACAAGAACAAUAAGAUUGAUUCCAAAUUACUACUACAAUUGAUUAAGAAAAAGUUUGAGAAGAAAUCUGACCAGGCAGACUCAUCAAAAAAGGCACAACCUACUAAGCCAACAACCGCUGCCGCAAAAUUUUUAUCGAGAGUUGGUAAGAAUACCGGAAAAAAACACAAUAUCGAUGAUAGAGGAUCAAUCGUUAUGAACCACGAAUUGGGUAAAAUCAUUGGAUAUGGCUCUUGGGGUAUUGUUAGAGAAUGUUAUAGUUUGGCCGAAAAUGACAAUAAUGUAAUACUGCAUUCUAUAGGCACCCCUCAAAGACUUGUAAGGGCCAUUAAGAUUGUCAAGACCAAGAACGAAAUCGUUAGGAAAUGCUUUAAAAAGGAGAUAAAGAUCUGGAAAUUGUUGAAUCAUAAAAGAUUAUUGCCAUUAUUGUUCAUCAAGGAAACGAGUUAUGCAAUCUUUUGUAUCACUCCAAGAAUUUACGGCGGAACAUUAUUUGACAUUGUGUCCAAUUGGGGGUAUUAUAAUGAUCCUAACUCACCCAUCGCUAUUUCGAAAAGGUUAGUAUUGAUCAAGAAAUUUAUUUGGGAGAUAUUGGAUGGCUUGAGUUAUAUGCAUUAUAAUGGUAUUGUGCAUGGAGAUUUGAAACUAGAAAAUUGUUUAAUUGAUGAGAUUGUUAACCCAGUAUCAAACAAAAUUGAGAACCAUAUUUUGAUUUGUGAUUUUGGAAUGAGUUGCUUCUACAUUAAUCCAGAAAGGUCCAGAAAAAAUUCUAUUUCUUCAGCAAGAUCAUCUUUGACACGGUUGAAUACCUUAUCAGGCAAUUACAUCGAUAUAGAUGUUUCUUCACGUCCACAAAUUCCAAGAUCGUCAUCAUCGGAGAACUUGUCAGUGUCUUACAACAAAAUGCAUGCAAUCCUCUUCAACAAGAAGGUGACCCAUGAUGAUACACCGGCUGGUAUCUCGUCGUUCCCGAAAUCUUAUGGUCCUGCACCUACCUCCACAACAUUGAAUUUAUCACCAAUCAGUUUCAAUUAUAUUCAAAACGAGCAACCUAGCAAUGAUAAAACUCCUUUGCCGCAUACCCAUAUUGGCUCAUUACCAUAUGCGUCACCAGAAAUUUUGCUACCAAAUCCACCUCCAUUAGGUCCCAUGGCAGAUAUUUGGGCACUCGGUGUAUUGCUAUAUACCAUGGUAGUUGGUAAAUUACCAUUCCAGCACAAUUUUGAGCCUAGAUUGCGUGCCAUGAUUGCCAGAGGUAAAUAUGACACGCAAUGUUUACAGGUUGCAGGAGGAAGCGCGCCAGCUAUCAUUGAUAUUAUCAAAGGAUGUUUAAUCAAGGACAUUACUUCGAGAUGGGACCUUGAUGGAAUUGUUGAAACAUUAGCAAAAUCAGACUAG
This is a messenger RNA of Saccharomycopsis crataegensis, 4161 nucleotides long. It is a transcript of the gene NNK1, whose product is annotated as protein kinase NNK1. NCBI's taxonomy places the organism in Eukaryota, Fungi, Ascomycota, Saccharomycetes, Ascoideales, Saccharomycopsidaceae. Gene Ontology annotation, molecular function: ATP binding; protein serine/threonine kinase activity. Gene Ontology annotation, cellular component: cytoplasm. The record is from RefSeq and is a predicted model, not a curated record. The transcript has a single exon. Bases 1 to 4161 code for a protein of 1386 amino acids. Gene Ontology annotation, biological process: protein phosphorylation; intracellular signal transduction.